GUCGGUUCAUACGCCUGUCAAAAGAGGGGGGGUUCUUCGUCUUCCCGGAGCCCCAAUACAGAAACCCAAUUCCGCCACUCGUCGUCCCCAAAAUUUAUUAUGCUUUGGUGAUCGGCUCCUCUAUUUUUGGUUACCGCAUAACUGGAAACCUUUAUUUUGACUGUGUACUAGCAGAGAGGGUAAGCAAAGAGAGGAUACGCUACUUCUGUGCUUGUUGAUUAUCCAUCGACAUAUACGUAUACAGGGAUGGCGGGUUCAGAGACAAAGUUCUUGCAGGAACUGAUUUUGUACGCGGCCAGUGCGGCGCUGAGCUGCUUGGUAUUGUUUGCGGGGCUCAGACACCUCGACCCGAACAGGGAGGCAUCGAAGAAGGCGCUUGAGCACAAGAAGGAAAUCGCUAAGCGCUUGGGUCGUCCUCUAAUUAAUACCACGCCCUACGAGGAUGUAAUAGCUUGUGAUGUCAUAAAUCCUGACCAUAUUGAUGUGGAGUUUGACUCCAUUGGGGGAUUGGAAACCAUCAAAGAAGCUUUAUAUGAACUUGUCAUUCUUCCUUUGAGGAGGCCUGAGCUGUUUUCUCAUGGGAAGCUUCUUGGUCAGCAGAAAGGGGUUCUUUUAUAUGGUCCUCCUGGUACUGGGAAGACUAUGCUUGCGAAAGCUAUUGCUAAAGAGUCUGGAGCUGUUUUCAUCAAUGUGAGGAUUUCCAAUCUAAUGAGCAAGUGGUUCGGGGAUGCACAGAAACUUGUUGCUGCUGUUUUUAGCUUGGCUUAUAAACUCCAGCCAGCUAUUAUAUUUAUUGAUGAGGUUGACAGCUUUCUUGGUCAGCGACGUGCUAGUGAUCAUGAAGCCUUAACAAACAUGAAGACCGAGUUCAUGGCUUUAUGGGAUGGAUUUACCACAGAUCACAAUGCAAGAGUGAUGGUUCUUGCUGCGACAAAUCGCCCAUCAGAACUUGAUGAAGCUAUACUACGACGUCUACCUCAAGCCUUUGAGAUUGGGAUACCUGACAGGAGGGAGAGGGCUGAGAUAUUAAAAGUGAUUUUGAAGGGUGAGAGGGUCGAAAACAAUAUUGAUUAUGAUCGAGUAGCCAGUUUGUGUGAAGGAUAUACAGGGUCUGAUCUUCUUGAACUCUGUAAAAAGGCAGCAUAUUUUCCUAUCAGGGAACUGUUAGAUCAAGAGAAGACUGGAAAGCCAUCAUCAGCUCCUCGGCCAUUGUCACAGUUAGAUUUGGAGAAAGUUCUUGCCUCUACAAAAAAGACAAAGGUUGCUGCCAGUGAGUAUGUUGGGUUAACCUCACAACCAUCUGCGUGGCUGGCCAGGCAAAGGGAGUCAGAUGAUUAUCCAGUCCAAGCUGCAAUAAAUGAGCUCUCUAAGCUUGUGGUCUCCCAAAUCAUCAACCUUCAAUCAGAUUCUCAGGAACCCUAAAGUUUGUACCCUAAAUCCAACUCAUCUGUAGUAGUAUUCUGGUAUGUGUAGAGUGAUGCUCCAAGGAAUCUGGCUAGUUUUCAUUGUCAAAUAUUUUUUGGGUAUUGGGCAUCUAACAUGCAAAUUAUAUAGUUUGACACAGCUUGGGUGCCAUCAGUAUUUGAUCUAGGCACUCUCUUAAGAUUGAAUGUUCUUAGAAAUACUCCACAUUUGUUCUUUAGCAUUUUAUAUCAUAAGCUGGUGAUGCUUUUGAUAUUCCUGGAACAGUUAUUAUUUCUAUUGGUUUAGCGGUCAGUAUAUCUUUCAUUUAGCA
Carica papaya (papaya) is the source of this 1735-nucleotide messenger RNA. RefSeq lists its product as uncharacterized. Gene Ontology annotation, molecular function: ATP binding; ATP hydrolysis activity. Gene Ontology annotation, cellular component: mitochondrial outer membrane. The record is from RefSeq and is a predicted model, not a curated record. NCBI's taxonomy places the organism in Eukaryota, Viridiplantae, Streptophyta, Magnoliopsida, Brassicales, Caricaceae.